AUGGGAUCACCUUGGAAGCGCAGGGAUUCAAUGCACGGAAGAAUCACAGUUGAGGUUGAGCUCAAACGUAAAUGUACGCAAGACGGGUCAAUCAGUUUGGAGUUCAGGACUCGGGAGCAAGCGGACUGCUUACUGGUCUUGGGCAAUAUCGUAAUGCAAGGUCCGCGGACCGUAUGUCCCCAUUCUCCGACAUUUACCACCAACCUCAUUCACAAGCUAAGAAUAGCGCAUAAUGGCCGUGGGAUAUUGCUUUAUGUCGUCCGGGGAAUUGAGGCUUACAAUGGGGCUUGCGAUUGGGGCUUGCGAUUGGGGCUUACAACGGGGUUCCUGAACCUCACUGCAAGAUACGUCCAUGAUUGGUCAUAUACAUCUCUGCUGCCGGCUAUUGUCAACUUUCGGAUUGAGCCCCGGGGAGAUGAUCUUCAGAUCUCCCCGCAGAUGCUCCUCGUCACUGGUGAUCUACAUCUGCACGACACACUACCCAUCAUCCGGACCCCUCCCUCUCAGGUCACCAAAACGGGGUAG
This is a messenger RNA of Sodiomyces alkalinus F11, 525 nucleotides long. RefSeq lists its product as hypothetical. The record is from RefSeq and is a predicted model, not a curated record. The coding region runs from base 1 to 525 and encodes 174 amino acids. Lineage: Eukaryota; Fungi; Ascomycota; Sordariomycetes; Glomerellales; Plectosphaerellaceae. The transcript has 6 exons.